CAUGGAAAACGACUCAAGGUGCUUGCACAACAUCGUGGCGUCUCUAUAUAAGCCAGCCACCUCAGCUUCCAGUACCAGUCGGUGCUUGGCUCUCACCUGACCCUCACCUGCAGAGGCCGAAACUCCUUGCCCGGGUUCCUUCCUGUGUCCGCCAUGCGUCUCGUGGUCUGCCUGGUCUUCCUGGCCUCCUUCGCCCUGGUCUGCCAAGCCCAAGGGUACCAGGGUGGUUACACACGCCCGUUCCCCAGACCACCCUAUGGGGGAGGAUAUCAUCCAGUUCCUGUUUGUACUUCAUGCCACAGGCUUAGCCCCUUACAAGCUCGUGCUUGCUGCAGGCAGUUAAGACGUUGUUGUGAUGCAAAGCAGACAUAUGGUUGAUGGAGAAGACAACGAAAAACUGACUUCACAAUGUAUUAAUCAGUUGUGAAGAAAGUGCAACCCUGAUUUUGAACUGUAUUUUCUAGUUCCAUUUUCUUACUUUUGCUUGUGGAAAGGAUGUAGGUAUUUGGAUUUUCCAUGAAUGUAUGAUGAAUGAAAGUGCAUGUGGGAUGUAUGUGCAUACAGUCGUAUUUGUCCCAGCAGGUCCUCGUGUAUUCACAGGAGAAAGAUAUCCUGUUGUUUGACUUUCGUUGUAGUUAUUUGUAGGUAUGGGUCUGUGUGUGGUUGGUGUUUGCAUAUUUCCCAAAGGACAUUCGGAAUUGUACUACUCUUUUACAAAUAAAAUUGAUAUCUGUG
Molecule: messenger RNA, 735 nt
Organism: Penaeus monodon (black tiger shrimp)
Lineage: Eukaryota; Metazoa; Arthropoda; Malacostraca; Decapoda; Penaeidae
Product: penaeidin-2b-like
Exons: 2
Coding region: 154-378 (74 amino acids)
Biological process (GO): defense response to other organism
Cellular component (GO): cytoplasm
Molecular function (GO): chitin binding
Source: RefSeq, a predicted model, not a curated record